GACGUUCCGCCUCCCGGAGACAUCAUCAGAAAACAUGACCAAAUUGGAGCUGCUCAACGCGUUUCUCAACGACAGGCUGACAGCGGCCGCCGAGGAGAUUUUCCGCGCCGUUAAGAACACGGUGGCGGAGUACCAGAGCGAGAUCCUGCGCUCCAAGGAGGAGAACGAGCGGCUCAAGCGGCUCCUCAACGUAGCCGUCCAGCGACUCCUGCUGCAGCCAGAGCCUCACUCUGUCCAGCCCCAAGAGGAUGCUCAGCCACGGGAGUCCGAGUGUAGAAUCGGCGUGGAGCUGCUGCCGCAAAUCAAAGAAGAGCCAAACCUCAAAAAGUGUCCGACGAAUUGUUCACAAGAAGCGAGCGACUCGGAGGAAGGAAGCUGUAGUCGCGUGGAGCCACCGCAGAGGUCACAUCCUCCGCCGGCACCAACAGUGUGCGGCAGACAGAGCGUGUCCCCAGCUCCACUCGCAUCCCAGGAGGUGAAGGCAGAGAGCGACGGGGAGGCUGACAGCUCACCGCCCUCCGUGACUGUUCAUUCAAACUGCAGAGCGGCUCAGGGCGAUUCUCGAGCCGGCGCCACAAAGAGUCACAGGACGCCGAGAACAGACCAGCUGGCGAGAGGGUUCCUGCGCUCAAACGGCAAACAGAGUGCACACAUACUGCAGAUCAAGAACGUCAGAUCCCUGAAGCCGCCGCCCUCUCGCUCCUCUCACCCGAGCCAGAGCAUCCAGAGGUGGCACAGCUGCAAGGACUGCGGGAAGGGCUUCAGCUUCGCCUGCCAGCUGGAGGUCCACAUGCGCUGGCACACUAAGGAGAAGCCAUACAGCUGCGCAGUGUGCCGGAAGAGCUUCACCACGGUCAGUAUGCUCAAGAGGCACCACCGGAUCCACACGGGGGAGAAGCCUUUCCGCUGCCACGUCUGCGGGAAAUGCUUCAACCAGUCGGCGCACCUCAACACCCACUUCAGGCUGCACACCAGAGAGAGGGCCGGCUGGGGCCGAGCACCGCACCCCAAGUGAACGAAGACUGGAGACUAACCCUGACAUGUGUACACUCUGAAAGGCUUUAAGUGGCCAAAUGUCAGCUGCAAACAGUGUACAAUAAUGGUGUGUGACUGUGUGUCUUGUCCCUUGUGCAAUAAAGUGUGGUACUUUACCAUUUAUGCUCCAAUGAUUGUGUUGUUGGACACUCUCAAAGGAAUUAAAGGGACAGUUUUGUGAGACUUUUGAGCUGCAGUUCAUAUCUUAGAUGUGCAGACAUGGCACACAACACGAGCAGAGAGAGCGUUAGACAGAGUAGGUUAUGUAGAACUGGAAAUGAGAACAAGUGCACCCAACAUGUCAAUUAUAAUGGCAAUUUAUAACCACAUUGUCACUGGCCUUUCUCACAACACACACAAGCAGGAGACCACAAGUACUAUUUAAUUUAAUAAUAAAGACAACGUUGCUGGGAGACAUAAAACCAAUCAUUGGCAGUAUUAGUUCAUAUUUAUGAAUACGAAUUAGCCAGAAAAAAAGAGCAUCACAAUGUGAGGGUGCUGUUGUGCACACAAGUAACCUAGCUAUAAUCACAGCAGGCUACCUUAGGGAAUGUACUUUGUUAUAUUGAAUCACUACAGUGAAACAACGCCUGGGUGCAGACCUUUAAAUCCGAGCUCAAACGAAGUGCAACAAGUUGGCAACUCUGUCUGAUAUCAUGCGAGCAAUUAUGGGAUAAGUGGGGAGUAUUUUCAGCAGCGGAUUAAUACACAUUUACUGCUGCAGUGAGUAUUUGUUUCAGUAGGUGUAUGUGGGUUUUACACUACAGUGUGUGUGUGAAACAGUGAGGCUAACUUGUGAUUUAAACACAGACCUCUAAUCAAACUAAAAGUCAUGUCAGUCGCUAUAGUCAUCAGUCUCAUCGCUCGGUAGUGAGGUGAGUCUUUAGUCAGUCAAGGUAAUGUCAACCAUGCUCUUUUCCUAAAACUGACUAAGUGGUUUUGUUACCUAAACCUACCUUCCUUUGAAGGCGGGAGCUUAUUUUGAACAGACACUAUGCAUGUGAGGAACGGAAACUGACAAGCCGUCCCUGACACGUCCAAAACUGAUGCAAGAAGGGAACCUAGAGCGUCAUAGUUUGGAUCACUGACAGAGCGAUGGUAUUUGACCAGUUGGGAGUGAGAAUGUUGGAUGACAAGAAGGAGUGAGUGUUCAGACUAGUAGAUCACAUCUGACCAUCUGUCUUCCUCUGUGUCUAUAGAUCAACAACAAGAUGUUCCACACACAGAGACAAACUCAACUAGAAGAGUGAUGUGAAGAUGAACAUGACUGUCUGCUUCUGAAAGAUCAGGAAAAAUGAAUGGACUGUACUUGUAUUUAUCUUUUCUAGUCUUCUGACCACUCAAAGCGCUUUAACACUACAUGUCAUCAUUCACCCAUUCACACACUGAUGGCAGGACUACCAUGCAAGGUGCCACCUGCCCAUCAUGACUAUCUAAUUAGUCCCACCCAUUCAUACAGCAAUUUUGGGGUUAAGUGCAAGGCACAAGGCAUCGUCACGGAUUGGGGAGCUGGGGAUCGAACCACCGAUCGUCUGAUUGAGGGACGAUCGGCACUGAGCCACAGUCGCCCAAUAGAAUCUCUGAAGUGAAGAGCUUUUCUUCAGAAAGUCAUUUAUGUGAUUUUCAUUUCAGCUUGAUGCUCGUGACAGUGUUCACUCUUUGCAUUAUGGGAAUAAAAACUACAUCAUGAACAAAAUGCCCUGAAGCUUAAUUGUGAGAGCUAAAUGAUGAUCAAUGACCAAUGUGCAAACUUAACAUGACUUGUAAAUUGAAAUCAUAACUCCACUUUUGAAGACUUGGAUCCUAAUUAGGAAACAGCAAAACAGUCAUGUGUCUAAACCUGUGAAGAAACAGCAUUGGACACAAUGAAAUAUUCAAAUGAUCAUACUGAACGCCUGCUGGCCCUCCUGUGGCCUUUAUCCCCUAAACAUAUUCAUUUAGGAAUGUGUCUCGUAAGAAGUAAUGAUGCUCUUUAAACUGGAUUUAAUAAUGCAGCUCACAGCUGAUGCAGUGGUGCUUUUUACCCAGCAAACAGCAGUGAAAAUUCAUGCAAACCAGUUGACAUACAGACAGCAUGGAGGGGCCUCACAGGCAUCUACUGUGUUUCCUGGUUGGUAAACCAGGACUAUUUCAAACCAAGAUCAUUUAUUUCUCUCAGUCAGGGGAAAAACAGGAAAUGGUUAAA
Anarrhichthys ocellatus (wolf-eel) is the source of this 3220-nucleotide messenger RNA. RefSeq names its product zinc finger and SCAN domain-containing protein 22-like. Bases 35 to 1015 code for a protein of 326 amino acids. NCBI's taxonomy places the organism in Eukaryota, Metazoa, Chordata, Actinopteri, Perciformes, Anarhichadidae. Gene Ontology annotation, biological process: regulation of transcription by RNA polymerase II. The record is from RefSeq and is a predicted model, not a curated record. Gene Ontology annotation, molecular function: DNA-binding transcription factor activity, RNA polymerase II-specific; RNA polymerase II cis-regulatory region sequence-specific DNA binding. The transcript is spliced from 2 exons.